This is a messenger RNA of Prionailurus viverrinus (fishing cat), 1196 nucleotides long. Its product is annotated as all-trans-retinol dehydrogenase [NAD(+)] ADH4. NCBI's taxonomy places the organism in Eukaryota, Metazoa, Chordata, Mammalia, Carnivora, Felidae. Gene Ontology annotation, cellular component: cytosol. The transcript is spliced from 9 exons. The record is from RefSeq and is a predicted model, not a curated record. The coding region runs from base 54 to 1196 and encodes 380 amino acids. Gene Ontology annotation, molecular function: S-(hydroxymethyl)glutathione dehydrogenase [NAD(P)+] activity; zinc ion binding. Gene Ontology annotation, biological process: formaldehyde catabolic process.
GAAGAGAUUCUUAAGUGAGAAAGAAACUUCCAAGGCUAGUUUGCCAAAGAAAAAUGGGCACCAAGGGCAAAGUUAUUAAAUGCAAAGCAGCUAUUGCCUGGGAAGCAGGCAAGCCCCUCUGCAUAGAAGAGGUCGAGGUAGCUCCUCCCAAGGCUCAUGAAGUUCGCGUCCAGAUAAUCGCCACUGCCCUGUGCCAUACUGACGCCCAUCCGAUCAAUCCUAAAUUUAAAGAGGCCCUCUUCCCAGUGAUCCUUGGCCAUGAGGGCGCAGGAAUUGUGGAAAGUGUUGGGCCAGGAGUGACCAGUUUCAAACCAGGUGACAAAGUAAUUCCACUCUACAUGGCUCAAUGUGGAAAAUGCAAGUUCUGUCUGAGUCCACUCACAAAUUUCUGUACAAAACUCAGUCUAGUCAAAAAUCCUAUUGUUGAUCAAGAACUAAUGCAAGACAAAACCAGCAGGUUUACCUGCAAAGGAAAACCAAUUUACCAUUUCAUGGGAACCAGCACCUUCACUCAGUACACCGUCGUGUCAGAUAUUAAUCUUGCCAAAAUUGAUGAUGAUGCAAAUUUAGAGAGAGUUUGUCUGUUAGGAUGUGGGUUUUCAACUGGCUAUGGAGCUGCAAUCAACACUGCCAAGGUCACCCCUGGUUCUACUUGUGCCAUCUUUGGCCUAGGAGGUGUUGGUCUUUCUGCUAUAAUGGGUUGUAAAGUAGCAGGAGCUUCCAGAAUUAUAGCUAUUGACAUCAACAGUGAGAAGUUUACAAAGGCCAAAGCCCUCGGAGCCACUGACUGCCUCAAUCCUAGAAACCUACAUAAACCCAUCCAGGAGGUCAUCAUUGAAAUGACCAAAGGAGGGGUGGAUUUUGCCCUUGAUUGUGCAGGUGGACCUGAAGCCAUGAGAGCAGCCCUGGACUGUACAACAGCAGGUUGGGGAACAUGUACUUUCAUCGGGGUAGACUCUGAAAUUAGAGGAUUGACUAUAUCUCCAGUGGAGCUCAUAAUGGGCCGUACCAUAAAUGGAACAUGCUUUGGUGGUUGGAAAAGCAUUGAUUCUAUUCCAAAGCUGGUUACUGACUACAAGAAUAAGAUAUUUGAUCUGGAUAUAUUGGUGACCCAUACCCUGCCUUUUGACAAAAUCAAUGAGGCAUUUGACCUAAUGAACCAAGGCAAAAGCAUUCGAAUAGUCCUGACCUUUUGA